Molecule: messenger RNA, 7727 nt
Organism: Porites lobata
Lineage: Eukaryota; Metazoa; Cnidaria; Anthozoa; Scleractinia; Poritidae
Source: the annotation of a GenBank genome assembly
UUCUUCUGUAAAACAACAGCUACGGGUUAGCCAUGGAAAUCACAAUCCUGGUCAGUCUAUUAGCUGUAUUAUUGACGAGUUCGGAAGGUACGUAUAUAAUAAUCUAUUUCGGUCACUUGUGCUUUGCAUCUAACUUGUCAGUUAGUAUAGUGUAGUCGUGAAAUUCUUAACACAUUGCCGGCACUGAUUUGUAGUUGUAACAAUUAUUGUAUAACCAUCACUACAAGUAACCACGCAGAAAAAAUGACAAUAGAAUCACUAUAUGAAACAAACGAUUUAGCUAUAGUUGUUAGUAAAGAUCAGGAAAAAUUAUCUUAACUUCCUCAUCGUCUGAUAGUGAAGCCGCGUCUUUGGAUAUUUCAUGACAUCCUAGUUUAUUGUAAUUUCAAGCCAUUAAACUUUUACUGAAGGCUUUGUCACACCAUUAACCAUUAAACUUUUACUGAAGACUUUGUCACACAAAACCCGUAUCUAGCAUACAGAGUAAAGAGGCAGCCGGGGUAAUGUUUUUCGCCUUGCGAAUAGGAGGAAAUUGUUUUCUUUGCCGAAAAUUUUAAACUGGCCCUUGCCAUGAUUGUCCUAAAUAUUGGAAUGAAUUUCAGUACGUGACUUCGCUACAGUUCCGUAAUGAAUACGUUAAGGUACUACGUUUCGUAAACAAAAUUCUUUGCGGCACGAUUUUUGAUACUAAAAUAGUCUAAGAUCCAUAAGAGUUUAUGCUUGAAAGAUUUAAUAGCCUAAAUGUGCGUGAUCACAUUAUUUUUAGAGCCAGUAGAUUACAGCAAACCUCCUACACCGUGAUAUGAUACCGAUGCACUCUUAGGCCGAGAAUUUGGGAUUGUGAAAAAUAUACUACGUAAUUUCUGUUUUGUUCAUUCCACUUGAUGGGAAAGCUAGUCUGGUGAAUGACAUGUUUUUGAAAGCUAGAUUAAGUUAUCAGUUUGCUUUUAUUUUUUUCGAAACCGGCUUUGUUUACCGAUUAAACAGUAAUGUGGCAUAUCAUGCUUUGUCCCACAAAGCAUUUUCAUCGCUCAGUUUUCAACAAGUGUUAUUUCGUCAGCUUUAAAGAGCGGAAUGACAUUGCUUUAGACCGCUCAAGAUGCGUUUAUACCUCUAAACGCAACAAAACAUUUUCAUGCAAAUUCUUUUUCACUGAUUGGUCUUACUGAGCACAUUGUGCACUAGUGCGCCCUGCUUAUCAAUUCUUGGUUUGCAACCACGUGACAAGGCGGCCAUGUUGAGGGUUAAUACAAUAGCAUUUUCCUCGAAGAAUUUACAUGAAAAUAGAGUUUAGUUCCCAGGGGAGAGAAAUGCUCAUGGCUGCCGUGACGUCACGGGCAAACCAGUAAUUGGUCCCUUGCAGCUAGUUAUUCACGUGGUACAUAACCUCCGUGCGGGAGAACAAGAGACGCCCUGCGGAACCAGACCUUCAGAUAAGGCGCAGGGGGAGAGGAAGGGGGGGACGGGUCAUCCAGACCCUGAGAUAAGGGGGGCCCUGGUCUCAAAAAACAUUUUUUUCCGCCCUGCAGGCCUCAGUUUGCUCUAAAAAUAAGAGGGGGGGGGGACCCGGGCCUCUCCCCUGGAUCUGCCAUUACACUGAGACUAGACAAACAAAUGAAAUUACCAUUUUAAAUGAUGUGAGAUCCAGGUUUGUCUUGUCCCAAUGCGCCCCUUGCUAUAGAGCGUUGUCUCGUGGCCAGUAUGCAAAUUUCUUGGAGCAAAAGAAAGUUUUCAGUACAUAAGACAAAGGUUCAACUCCCACAGGAUUGGUUUGGGACACCAACAUGGCCCCCGUUUCAUUGUUUUAGGACACCAACAUGGCAGACGUGACGUCAUGUAAAAACGCACUUUUAAGCAUGGCGGUUUGGUACCUUGUGAUUGACUAGCUGAAAAAGGAGGACUAAGAAGUGGUGCCCAGCCAGCGAAAAAUCCCCAGGGCCCGGUUGUUCAAACGUUGGAUAGCGCUAUCCACUUGAUAAAUCACUAUCCAGCGGAUAGCGUAAUUGAUUUCCCUAAUACUUAUCCGCUGGAUAGUGAUUUAUCCGGUGGAUAGUGCUAUCCAGCGUUUGAACAACCGGGGCCAGGUGGAUAAUUCUGAUCGAUAAUAAAUCUCCAUAUUGAAAUUUACUUUUAACACCUAAAAUACAAUAGUCUCUAGGUCUCUCUUGGUCUCAUGGUCUAAAGGCCAAUCAAAUCUAUGAGAAAAAUAAUCAAUUUAAAGUGAUUAUGUAAGGUAUACGAACUUGGUUUGAAAACUCGAAAUUGCAUACAAUCUCUUACACAAAACUCUGAUAUAAAAUAACCCAUUAUCGGCCGAGUACCAUUUGGUGACAACGAUGUGAAAUGUCACCUAAAGAUGGCAUAGUCUGGUGGGACUGCAAACGCUGUGGUCUGGACAAAUUUUACAUUCUCUCUCUUUUUCCAGGGAAAAUGUCAUUUAAGGAACAAUGUAUUUACUGGCACAACUACUUCCGCACUCUCCAUCAGGUAAAUUUACAUUGUCAAGUUUUAAGCUCUUGUCACAUUAGAGAAGGGGCCGUCCAAGGUGGUGCCUAUGAUUUUCAAAACUCUUUCUUCCUAAGCAAGGUUUAUCUAAGCGAAUUGCCAUACUUGAGUAGAAAAAUUGGGUACCUUUGUAGGGACUAAAAAUGCAUGACUUUAUUUUGCGGAUUCUAAGAACUUUAUAUUUGAUCAUGAGGACGAGGACGAUGACCAGUACGAGACUUAACUUAAAGUUUUUGCGCGUGUUGACGAAAAAUAUUCAACCGGGUAAGCUUCAUUGUAGUAUUUUCACCUGAAAAAUUAGUGCCGUUAUUUUUAUUAGAGAGGGUUUAGCCCUUUCCCGGUUGCAAAACGAUUAAACUUCUAAAAUUUGAUAACUUAUUCCAGCCACUACUACAUUCUCGCUGACACCCGUAGUAGGAUGACGACGGCUAUCACGUUUUCCUGCCAAAAUGACGUUGGUUCACGCAAGAGCACUACUCAGUAAUGAGAAAAUCUCGUACGCGUAGUCGUCCUCGUCUCAGGCCUUUCUUCCUUUUAACAAAAAAAUACAUCCACCGAUUAUAAGCACCCCGGAUUUAAUACACUCUCUAAGUGUAUUGAAAUGAAUUCGAUUUAUUACGACGUGGUUAAUUUUGAAAGCGUAUUUUGAUCAGGACUCUUAUAGCUUGUUUUGAAGCGCUUUUUUUUCAAGGUCAUAAGCCCCUCGGAUAUAGGCCCUUCCGUUUAUUAGCCCUCGUAGAACCCCUUACGCAGUUAUAUAAACCCGGGACGCAUACGGGACAGUUUACGACAGACCUCUUUAUAACGAAGAAUAAUCUUCACCCCAUUAGAAAUGAAAUAAAUGAAAAAAAAAAAAAAGUCCCUCGAUCCCGACCCUAAAACAUUGGACUAAAAAGUUUUGUAUUUUUUCAGGUUGGGAAUGUCACGUGGUCAACAGGCCUUCAGAAACAGGCAGAGGACUGGGUCAAAUAUCUGGCUGAAAACAACAAGUUUCAUCAUAGCCAAAAGAAUCCUGGGAAUUUAUACCUGUCCCAUCCUAACGUUUACCCAGCGGAGUAUUGUAGUGACGCUAUACAAUGGUUCCAUUGGGAGGAAAAGUAUUAUAAUUACAGUAGACCCGGUUAUAGUCAAGCAGCGGGACACUUUACAACGGUACGUCAGGAGCACUGUACAUGCAUUCCGCAAAGACAACCGUAUGAAUAUUAUUGCAAUCAAAGAAACAAAGUUUCAGCGUCAUUUUUGCCUUCAUCUUUUUAGGUAGUCUGGAGGAACUCAAAACAAAUUGGAGCUGCUUGGGCAAUACGUAAAGACAAGAGACUUGUUAUUUCAAUUAAAUAUCACCCUGGAGGCAACUACAUUGGCUACUUUGCAAAUAAUGUCUUCCGACCCAUCGCGACCAAGCUCGGUCCAGAGUGGCCGCAUCAGCCACCCGGGUUCGCAAGAUGCCCUGCGAAGUUCGUUAUACCGCCAACAACUUCGGGACCAAUCACUUUACCAAGUAUGUGCGACAAAACUAGCCUUACAACCGCCCCGUCUAUACGACCUCCCCUAUACUACGGCCUCAUUCUUUCGCCCCAAACUUGCAUUCGAGCCGGGUCAAGCGUACCCCCAGUGAUUCAUUCAUUAAUUAAUUGAUUAAGUUGAAUCCGUUGGUAACCACCUAACCUCCGAGUACAGCCGCCUAUGCUCCCGCCGCGAAACGGCGUCCCUAGCGGCAGGGGACAGUGAAGCGGCUGUAUUCGCAAGCCAGUCAAUUCUACUUUCAUUCCUUUCUUGAAUGAUAUAAAUGUCGUUAAAGGCAUUUUCUCCCUAGAACGAUUUUUCAGUCUGACCGAAUACCGAGGCGCUGUAGUAAAAAAAUUACUGCUAGUUUUGCAUGUAGAAAGGUAGAUUUGUUGAGGCAAAGAAAAAGGAUUCGUUUUUAAAAUAAUCCGUUUAUUGAUAGAAUCUAUGGUGACACGCUUGACCUGGCGUGACUGUAAAAUACCCUCUCCCAUUUCCUUUUCUGAAAACUUCGUUAAAUGAGCCACCCGGAUAAUAAGACUAGACUUUCAUGGACCAACGCUUGUUGGAUAGAGCGUUUUCACUCACGUGGCCUUAUUUUUGCAAAUUUAUUGGAACAAAAGAAAGCGUUUGCAUAAGAAAAGAGUUCAACUACCACAGGAUUGGCUUGAGACGCCAACAUGGCCGCCGUUUCAUUAGGAAACCAAUAUGGCCGCCGUGACGUCAUGUGAAACACUCUACUGGCGGGUUCCAUUUUACUUUCAUUAAUGAUACCAUCAAAAUUUUGGCGUUAAUCUUGUUUGGAUCAAUACAAGUCCCUACAGCAUGGCAUCUGAAGUGUAGUAGAUUUUUCUUUUGUUGAAUUUUGGAAUUCUAAUUCACCCCUAACUUAAAUGCCGUAAAUUCUUAAUUAAACCCCCUCUAUAAUAAACCCCCUUUUCAGUGGAAGAAAGUUAAUAAGCCCUUCCCCCCCCCGCUCCAUUCGUUUAUGAGUGGACUGAUCCGGGAUGGUUUGUUCACGUGCUGGAAGUUUGGAUUUGUUUUUGAUCCUCGGCUGCAUGACCACCAACUUCUUGUACUUGAGCUUUUCUACUUUGCUAAAUUAAAUAAGCCCCCCCCCCCCAAACGUGUUUGAAAUAAAUAUAUCCCCUGGGUGGUUGAAUACAGGAUUUACGGUAUCUAGGCAAGGCACUGCUCUGCAAAGCUUGUAAUCAUGAAAUUAAUGAGACUUGCAUCAUUUUUCACCUGCCGAGUAAUUACUUUUUUCAAUUUUAUAGCUCCAAGCACAAUACCAUUUAAAGAUCAGUGCCUUUUCUGGCACAAUUAUUUCCGCAUCCUUCACCAGGUAAAAUAUUCACUAAUCUCUUCAUCAUACGCAAGCAAAACUUGACAAAAAGUAUCUCCCCAAUCGUGAUUCAUUUUUACGAUUACCAAUAGGUCAAACAAUAUAAGGAUUUUCUAUUACAAAACGAAGUGAUUGGCUCAUUUCCCCCUCACCUUUUGGUAUUUGUGUUAAGUAUACUCAUAACUUAUCUGCUGGUUUUGUGGUAAGAGAGUUAUUGAGGAAAAACUAUAUCGCGAGCUCUAGGUUUCUCUCCUGUGAUAUGAAGAGAAAUAGCUUUAAUUUGUUUUUUUUUCCUUAAAUCCUCGUUAGCACUAUUUAUUUAGUUAAAGACGAUUGAUCAGGCCAUUAUUUAACGCACGAAGUUUCAAACUGCAAAACAGUGGAACAACUAGUUAACUCGACCUUCUUUUGGCCAACUGCUCUUGAUAAUAAACAGUAGUUAAGGAAGACUUUUGCUUUCACUAUAAAAUAGCCUGAGAAAACAACCGACAUUUCGCAACGUCACCACUGGUUUCCCCGCAAAAUGACGUCUCUGAAAAGCGCGCAAAAAUUCCAUACUGAUGACGCGUCACUACCCAGAUCAGGGUAGUGCUUUCGAUGGGUUGAGGCCAAUUUCCUGCCGGCGCUACCAAUCAGAAGCACCAGCCGGGUCAGGGUAGUGAUGCGUCAUCAGUAUGGAAUUUCUAUACUUGUUUCUCAGACGUCAUUUCGUGGGGAAACUAGUGGUGGUGUCGUGAAACGUCGACUGUUUUCAUGUAUCAAUUUUUUUCUAAUGAUGUAUGGCGGUUUUAUUAGUUAAGUUACUGCUGGUUUAUAACAGCAACAUCGCUUUCUUCCUCUGCAGUUUAACCUGCUUUAUUAAAUUAAGAGUGAUUGAUUGAUCAAUUGAUUGAUGAACUUAAAAACGCUUUAAGGUGCAAUUUAUAGAACAACCCUGUUCAUCUACUUAAGGUCCCCUAUGUUACUUGGUCAAAGAGGCUCCAAAAUGAGGCAGAGGAUUGGUUGAAAAAUGUUACAGAAAAUGGCGGGAUUGAAGAAAGAAGCGAUUAUCCUGGAAACUUAUAUUUGUCACCGUAUGAAACAUACCCUGAGGAGUCCUGCAGUACCGCUAUUUGGUGGUUCCAUCAUGAGGAGCAACAUUAUAACUACAGCAAUCCAGGCUUCGUUAAGAAAGCAGAAACAUUUACCCAGGUAGGAGCAUUGUAAAACGAUUAUAGGGGCUCUUUAAGUAGUCGUCCCUUUUCCCAGUCCAUUUAGAGCCCUCAUUUUUUGCACUGUCAGCUUUCUCUAGGCAAACGGUUAUCGCUAGUCCCUUUUACAAAUUAAAGCGUUUAACUGUAGCUGAACUGAACGUACUGUAUUCUUGAUUUCAUUUAGCUUAUUUGGAGAAACUCAACACAAGUUGGAGCUUCUUGGAUCCAACUUAAAGACAAGAGACUUGCUGUUUUUAUAAAAUAUUACCCCGAGGGCAACGUUGCAGGUUACUUUGGUAGGAACGUUCUCCGACCAACUGCGAGAAAAUUGAGUCCGGAGUGGGGGCGUGUUCCGCCUGAAUUUACAUGGUGUCCAGCGGAUGCCGUUCAGAAAAUGCCGACUGCUGCACCAACCUCCAACAUGACAGUGCCUCCCGUGAUAGCGGACGUAACAAAAGUAGUAUCUAGUGUUAGGCUACUCGUGGCGACCUUUCUCUCACUACGGUUAAUUUAAAAACCGUUAAAUGUCAAAUUUUUCCGUUAAACAACAAAUCAACCUAGUCCCUAAGCUUUCUCUCUUGCCCCGUGGUCCGCGCGAAGUGUGGGAAAGGGGCAGUGACGAGUCUCUCUUGAUGACGUCACAGCUCACGGUAGAGUCCAGGUCUGACCGAGCCGAGAAGGCGUGCGGACUUGGCUGACAACAAAUCCUUCGCUGACUCCGAUUCAUAGUGCGGUAAAGGAGGAGCGUAAUCUAGACUUCAGUCCAUUGUGAAUAAGUGCAUGAUUAACGCAUAAAUAUAUUAUAUAAGUCUGUUAAGAACAUUACAUUCUAAUUCACUAUUGAACAGUGUUCAAUUUGACUAAAAAUGUUUACGUUAAACUUUCUUGAUCGCUAACUGGAUGUUCCUUGAGACAAAGGCCCUCAAGUAGACAGUGCUUCUGUAAUAUCCACUAUGAUUAUAUUGUAAAUGUGUAUAUUUUUCAAAGUAUUUGUUGGGCUGUGAGAACCUGGUUCUUAUUGUAUGUCGUCUAAAUCUUUUGUUUGAUUUUCCAAGAACCAAGAAACUACAGACCGUUUCCACAUGAGUUCAUCGCGGCCACAUUGGUUUACCAAAACCAUGAAAUCGUGGUCAUGUUGGUGCACCCGUCCCCAAAAGUCCUGUGGGGUUUGAACUCGAUCU